AUGUCUGUUUAUAACAAGAAGUUGAAGAGCCAAUGUUUAGUUUUAGCAUGCCCAGAGGGUGGUAGGUGGAGUAAUAUUCAACUCUUAUCGAUGCAGACCGUAAAAUAUGAGCGUUUCUACCUCUCUCAGAACAUUAAUGGUUUGGUUUGUUGGCUCAAAAAUAGUUUCGAUGAUAAUAAUAAAUAUGCAUAUAUUUGUAAUCCUAGUACUCGUGAACUCACGAAACUUCCCCUAAUUCAUCGAACUACACGUAGUAGUGGUAGAUCAUAUUCCUCUUAUCAUUUUGGAUUUGAUCCAUCUUCAAAGGCAUUUCAAGUGCUGAACAUCCGGAUUUCUCGGAUUGUUGGCCGACCUUAUUUCGUAGCCUGCCAUAUUUACACACUAGGUGGCAAAUCAUGGCGAAGGAUUCAUUCUGCCUUGCCUUUUGUUUGUAAUGACGACCUUCCUUGGAGCUUGUCAUCGUUGAAAAGCUGUCUGUGCCUAAACGGUGCAUUACAUUGGAUUCAUCUAGAUAUGAUAGUUAUUGUGGUUUUUGAUUUGAAAGAUGAGAAGUUUCGUAUUAUUCCGCUCCCAAAAAGUGUCGUGUUCAGGUCUAUAUCACCGAUACUUCUACUUCAAGUUGAUGGAAAUCUGGUUGUAGCAUGUAUUCCUGAAGAUUUGUAUAAUUAUCGCAACAUGAAGAUGGAGUUGUGGACAUUGGAAGAUUAUCAAAGGGAGGUAUGGAUCAAGGAAGACAUUAUCAUUCCAUUUAGAUGUGACUUGAACGAUUCUCAUGUUUAUGCCAUACCUACACUAGGUAAGAUUUGGCUAAAACCGACGACAUUAUUCAAUGAUGAAUCGUCGGGGGAGGAUUAUUUAGCAGAAUUUUUUUAUGAUGCAAAGAACAAGAGUUUUUCGAGUAUUAGAAUUCCUGAAUUAUCUGAAGGGUUUUUGCCUUAUGUUCAAAGUAUCACUAAUCAUACUGAAAGCAUCUUCUCUUUGAGCUCGCAACAAACAAAAGCCUUGAGCAGGAGUGGUAAAAAAAACCAUUUACUCUGA
Messenger RNA from Ilex paraguariensis (yerba mate), 1038 nucleotides. NCBI's taxonomy places the organism in Eukaryota, Viridiplantae, Streptophyta, Magnoliopsida, Aquifoliales, Aquifoliaceae. The record is from the annotation of a GenBank genome assembly.